CGUGACUUGUACUUCUCAAGAGUAUAGCGUUUAUUCACAGAUUAUACCAUAUCGUUUCAAAUACAAGCUUAAUUUCCAGCAUAGCGAGAUCGCCCAGCGACGAGUCAACAUAACAGAGCUCCACGGUAGAGCAAUUUGCUAGAUAAGAUUCGCUAGCAGCAUUGAAUCAGAUUCAUCAGACCAGGAUGAGUUCGUUGGAAGAGCCGUCAAUUCUCAAGGGGAACACUGUCGACAGAAGCAAUGAGGAGGUUUUCAGUCAUAAAGUAUUCUCUCAAGUGGCGGUCAACAAUCCAAAUCACACGGCAAUUAUCUACGAAGAUGAGCGUGGCGAAGAAACAAGGUUGACUUUCAGUCAGCUCGAAGCGAGGACCAAUCAGCUGUCACGAGUCCUGGCGAAACGCUGUCGUCGAUCCUCGAUCAACGGCGUUGAUGCAAUCGUGGCGAUUUCGAUGCGGCCUACGGACCGACUUCCGACCCUCUUGCUGGCUACCUUGAAGGCCGGGAUGGCCUACCUUCCCUUGGAUCCAGAGUUUCCGGUUCCCAGGGUUAGGCACAUUCUCACCGAGGCUGAGCCCCUCAUCGUGGUCACCGAAGAAGGAGGUGAGGGACAAUCCAUUAUGGAAAGUGGAAUCGAUGGUAGAUUCCUCGCAGCUUACAAAUUGACUUGUCUCUGAG
Molecule: messenger RNA, 675 nt
Organism: Neodiprion fabricii
Lineage: Eukaryota; Metazoa; Arthropoda; Insecta; Hymenoptera; Diprionidae
Product: tyrocidine synthase 1-like
Exons: 3
Coding region: 186-674 (162 amino acids)
Source: RefSeq, a predicted model, not a curated record